Molecule: messenger RNA, 1308 nt
Organism: Sarcophilus harrisii (Tasmanian devil)
Lineage: Eukaryota; Metazoa; Chordata; Mammalia; Dasyuromorphia; Dasyuridae
Gene: FAM162A
Product: family with sequence similarity 162 member A
Exons: 5
Coding region: 41-784 (247 amino acids)
Biological process (GO): neuron apoptotic process; cellular response to hypoxia; positive regulation of release of cytochrome c from mitochondria
Cellular component (GO): mitochondrion
Source: RefSeq, a predicted model, not a curated record
GAGCAGCAGCGGCAGCGGCAGCAGCAGCAGCAGCAGCAAAAUGAGACCAAAGUACGAGCCAGAACCCAGGCAUCUGCUACGUGCCAGGGCGGAGCAGCCCAUGCAGCCCCCGCGCAGAGCGCUCCUCCUCCUCCUCCCCCCGCCCGCUAGGAGACCACGUGGGGGGAGCAGGGCAGAGCAGGCGGCGGCGCGGCCAGCUCGGGCUUGCGUCACUGGGUCCUCGAUGACUUUGAGGCUACUCCGAGCUGGCAACCCGCUGCAAACUCGGCUGCUCGGCGAAGCGGCAGGACGUCCCCUCCCGGGCGCUAUGGGGAGCUUGCGCGGCCUGCGCCUGGCGGCGGGAAACUGCCUGAGAUUGUGUGAAAGAGAAGUUUUCCCCUCUCUCCAGGUAGCCAGAAAAGGAGAUUUGAAGAUGAUGAAAGGAUUUUGUACAAAACCACAGGAAAAUUCAAAACCCUCAUCUAAAGAGUUUUAUAAAUCUAGAGUACCAUUACAUAAGCCCACUCCCUGGGAAAAGAAGUUAAUCCUCUGGUCAGGCCGUUUCAAAAAAGAAGAAGAAAUCCCAGAGACAAUCUCGUUUGAGUUGCUUGAUGCUGCCAAGAACAGGCUCCGGGUCAAGGUCAGCUACAUCAUGAUUGCCCUGACUAUAAUAGGAUGUAUAGUUAUGGUUUUUCAGGGAAAACAGGCUGCCAAAAGACAUGAGAGCUUGACGAGCCUGAACUUAGAAAGGAAAGCUCGUUUAAGAAGGGAAGCGGAAGAAGCCCUGGAGUCCAAAACUGAUUAGAGUUAAAGAUAUGAAGUGGUUAGAUGGGUAUUUAAAACUCAGCAAGAACAGUGUGGUAGGCCGAUGCCUAGUGUGGGAAAACUAUUUGCGUAAAAGAAUGACUUUUACCAGUGCCCCUUUGCUGUGUUUUGUAGCAUUAUCAAUAAACUAUCUCAACAGAACAGCUUGUCAUUUUUCACAAGUGAUCAGAGUUUGAACCAAACCGAGCUCUUGGUCAUUUGAAAAACAAAGACAAUAAAAGUGAUGUGAUUUAAGUCAAAUACCCAUUGUUCAUAAUUCUAAAGGAUUUAUUUCUACAUUGCUAAAGGGUUUUGUUUGAGAGCACAGGUACUAUUUUUCUUUCACAUACCAUAAAAAUACUUUAUUACAGUUUUUAAUAAAAAAUCUAGGUGGCCCACUCUGUGUUUAUGUACCAAUUUUCUAAGUACUCAGCAACACAGCCCAGAAAGAGCUAGAUGAGAACCAGCUAAGGAUUCUGUCAUAAAAGUAAUGAUGAAAAUAUUUCACCACUCACUUGGCUUUUC